ACGGAGGAAACUCGGAAUGUUAGUGUGGUGUAAUAUUGGACGAUUUAGAAUUACGAAUCCUUUGCAAGACGAAAAUAAGACAUCACGAGGUAGGGUCAUUCCUAUAGACGUGACACACAAACACACACGUACACACACGCUAUCACACUAUCACAAGUAGUAUCAGCGCAUCCGUAUCCACCGCUAAGUAUUCUUGUCGAGGCCUGCAAGUGGCUGUCACUGCAUGCGUCAUCCCGUUCCACCGCUCACAUCCUGUUUAAAAUCUCUCUCUGCAAAAUGUAACCAACAUUUUGCCGGAGAACAACUACGUAUACAUCCCUGCAGUAUGUCAUCAGGCCUAUGAGAGAAAGGAGGACGGUCACGGUGCCCUGGUGACAGUGUAUACAAGCCCACAAUUUAAAUGCCCCGCUUGCACCACAUCUAGGGAGGAAGGAAGGCGUCUGCUCCAUUAUCGCCGCCACAACCCACCGCGGCACAGCGUCCCCGGGCGGCGCAGGGAGGUUCCAACUCUGUAUCCGACACUCGCUGGCUGACUGUGAGCCUAGUACGAGGGAUCGAGGCAGCAAAGGCUUGAAUUUAUCCUUGUGUUCUACCUACCUGUAUGCGAGGAUCCGAGGCUCUUCAUAGUGGUGGCUAAUAUUGAUUUCAUUCUGUAGAAUUUUAGCCACUUUACCGCGGGACGUGGAAAUAAUGUCGGCCCGAGGCAUAGCCAAGAAGCGGCAGAAGAAUGUUAGUAAGUCCCAGCGGGCCAAUGUGUUGUUCCCGGUAGGCCGCCUGCACCGCUACAUGAAGGCAGGCCCGGGCACUCGCAGGCUCAGGAUAGGCGUCGGGGCACCUGUGUACGCCGCCGCCGUCAUCGAGUACCUCACAGCGGAGGUGCUGGAGCUGGCCGGCAAUGCAGCACGGGACAACAAAAAGUCACGCAUCACUCCCAGGCACAUCCUGCUGGCCAUUGCCAAUGAUGAGGAGUUGCAUCAGCUGCUGCGUCACGUGACCAUUGCGUCAGGUGGUGUUCUGCCCAAGAUCCAUCCAGAGCUGUUGGCCAAGAAGAAGGGAGGCAAGUUUAUCACAGGAGCCAACACACCAGUUACUGUUCCAUAUAAGAAACCCAUCGCCACCAAGCCUCCGGCAUACAAGAAGGUCACCACUGCAAAGACCAAUGCCAUUAUGAUGGGAGGCUCAGCAGCCAGCACCCCCAACUUCCACAGCUGCCUGCUACCACUGCUGCCUUCCACCCCACCAGCCAAGACCCCUGGCUCCCCUGCCAGUGUCACCUCAGGUUCAUCAACACCAGUCAAACUCCGAGCAAAGGGUAAAGACAUCGCAUCCUCAAGCACCUUCACAGUUCUUUCAGAAAAAAAGCUCUUCCUGGGACAGAAGUUGACAGUGGUACAGUCAGACAUAUCAACAGUAGUGGCGGACGCUGUCGUCCAUCCCACCAACGCUAACCUCGACUUCCUGGGUGAGGUUGGUUUGGCCCUCAGUAAAAAAGGGGGCAAGGCUCUCCUGGAUGAGGUGCGGGAACUGGCAAACUGCAAGGGUGCUCUGCCCUCUUGUGAUGCUGCCAUCUGCAACGGGUGCAAUCUGCCAGCACGGUGGGUGAUCCACGUCAACGGCCCAACCAACGGAGAGGUGGAUGCCUUCGACAAGCUGGAGCGCUGCGUCCGAAACUGCCUGGUGGUGGCCGACACACGGAACUUUAAGUCCCUGGCGCUGCCUUCCAUCGGCAGUGGAAAGGCUGGCUUCCCCAAGCAGCAGGCAGCACAAACCAUCAUCAAAUCCAUCUGUAACUACUUUGUCAACGUGAUGUCCUCAUCCCUGAAGCAGAUCUACUUUGUGUUGUACGACAUGGAGAGCAUAGGAGCAUACACGGCAGAGCUGGCCAAGCUGGACUCCUAAAAGUGUGUAGGGGUGUGUCAGCCCCCACAUGGUAGCCCCUACCCAGGCCCCACACCCUGGGGGACUGAGGCAAUGGGAGAUUACCAUAGGGUUUCUGAAAUCCUCAGAGGUUAUAGUACAAGACAACUCCCCUGUGUUUGAACUGCUGAGUAUGAGACAUUUGUGAAUGGCUUUAGCAUAUGUAUAUGAACAGUGUCUGCUGGAUGUGAUGAGCUCUUCUGCACCUGCACCAUACCGUACCAUAAGCUGCAGCUGCUUGUGUGGGCACAUCUGGGUCUCAGAUACUUGUGAUCACUGCUUGGAAUGUGUUUGUGUAUUAGCAGUGUAAUAUUUUCACUCUUGUUUGUGGUUUGUUAAGCUAGUGAGCACUGCCCUCCAGACACUUCUCAAGCUCAGCAGAAACACUGAUUGAGACACCUGCCAACAAGCAAACAAGACAAGGAAUAUUGGCAUCUUUGCUGGAAAAUAGAUUAACUGCAAUUUAAUAAUCAUGAAGUGGAGGUUCUUGAAUUACCUUUCCAAUCAUGAAUAGAUGAAAAUGCAAAGACAAUUUUGGAUUCAGAGUAGGAAACUGGUUAUCUGUCAGAACUGUUUUGGGAGUGUCUGCACUCCAUCCCUGCUUAUUGCGUAUAUCUUCAAAAAAGAAAUUUAUGCCUGGAAAUACUCAGAUUCCAAAAUUAAGUGUAAGUUUUCCCUAGAAUAUUUCUUUGGCAUCGCCUUGCAUGGGAUUAAGAAGAGAGAAGGAGAAGUCCACUCACCAGAUAGAAUAACUGAUCUGGACACAGCUGGGCUUCACAGACUGUGUUGUGUUGAACACCACAGGCCGUCAGGCUGGUGUGGGACGGCUGUGUGGGCGCCGGAGUGCUGGUGGAGGGCUGUGAACUUUUUAUACUUGUACCAUAGAACAUUGAGAAAACCCUGUACCAAUAUUCCACUAGUUACUGGAUGAUGGUGAGAUGGUUCAUAAGAAACAAGCAUUUUGAUUGUAGUGGAGAGGCAGUCAAACACAUUAAUUUUUCACAUUUGCAUUGCAUAUCAGAAGGGCAUUAUUUUUGUCUUCAUAGCAUGGUCUUGGAACAAUUUCUUUCUCUAAUGGUUUAAACAGUUGUUCUCUAGACUGCUUAUGUCUUCAAGUUUGCAGUGAUCUAUAGCAAAGAUGGUGAUGUGAAGUGAUGAAACAUGUAUUAAAGACUGUGUGUGUGUGUGUGUGUGUGUGUGUGUGUGUGUGUGUGUGUGGUGUGUGUGUGUGUGUGUGAAUACUUCCAAGUAGCAAAGACUCAAAGUUUUUGCUGUGUGCUGGUCAAGAGUUUGAAGUUAGUAUAGAAAUAUUCACAUUUAAUGUGUCGGAAAGAGUGGAAUAAUUUUGUGAUAAUUUAAUGCUAGUGAGGGGAGCACACAGUACUGCCCAUUUGAUCCUUGUUUUGUGAUUGGCCAAUGUAAUACGUAUGUUGUUUAUGUAUGUUGAUUGUUGUAUAAUGUCUUUAUUUAUCAUUUUGCUGUUGGCCUAAUGUCAGUGUUUGUUAAGUCUUAAAGGAUUAUAUUUAAAAAAUUAUUGUGAUUAUAGAAUAAUCUAUGUAAUUAAUUAUAUAUGAAUUACAUCAUUUUUGUUGAAUGUUGGUGGAGGAGAAGUGUUAUGACAGUGAAGAGAUUUAUGUUACAUAUUAUUUGUACUUAAGUUUUGCUCAAGUGUGUCCAAAUAUUACAUUGGAAUAUUGGUGUUACAACCCAGAGCAUUAUAUAAUAUUAUUGUUUUUAGAGGUGAUGUUAAAGCAACUCUUGAGUUAUUAUGGGGAGCAAACCUUAUUAUUUUUUUUUUUAUUGUAUUUUUAUUGUUAUUAUUAUUUUUUUUUUUUUUCUUUCUCUCUCUCUCUCUCUCUUCCAAGUAUUUGUGGUACAAAAUCUACCAAGUUGAUAAUUAAAGAGAAUAGAGGAAAGCUUCUGUCCACGCUGUUCCUUGCAGGCAGCAACACUGUGGCCAGAAGGGUUCACUCAUCAUUCAGUGAGGCUGCAGACAGUGUAGAUAACAUAGCAUGCACCAGACACUUUCAAUGAAUCAUGUGAUAACUUUCAUGACGGCUGAAUCACAAUGUAAUCUAACAAAAUAACUCAUGACAAUGAAUUAUAUGCAAUGAGAACCUCCUGGCUGGUAGGAACAUGACGUAAUGUGAUGGAAAGAACUUGACCAGCUACGGAUGUGUAGGAGGAACUUCCGAAACAAAAGUCUUUGGAAAAGUUGAA
Molecule: messenger RNA, 4137 nt
Organism: Scylla paramamosain (green mud crab)
Lineage: Eukaryota; Metazoa; Arthropoda; Malacostraca; Decapoda; Portunidae
Product: core histone macro-H2A.1-like
Exons: 9
Coding region: 691-1899 (402 amino acids)
Biological process (GO): heterochromatin formation
Cellular component (GO): chromatin; nucleosome
Molecular function (GO): protein heterodimerization activity; structural constituent of chromatin; DNA binding
Source: RefSeq, a predicted model, not a curated record